Messenger RNA from Aureobasidium subglaciale EXF-2481, 1167 nucleotides. RefSeq lists its product as uncharacterized. The transcript is spliced from 2 exons. The record is from RefSeq and is a predicted model, not a curated record. Gene Ontology annotation, biological process: protein import into nucleus. Gene Ontology annotation, cellular component: cytoplasm. The coding region runs from base 1 to 1167 and encodes 388 amino acids. NCBI's taxonomy places the organism in Eukaryota, Fungi, Ascomycota, Dothideomycetes, Dothideales, Saccotheciaceae.
AUGGCAGAGCUCCCUUCGCUUGUACGCGUCAAGCGCAAGCGUGGCGAUGAACCUACGGCAGACUUGUUUCUCGAAGAACGGACCCUGAAGAAGCAGCAAGUGUGGCAGUUCCGCCUGCAGCAGACACACCCCUCGCAGCAGCCAUCCGACUCCUCAAAUGGCGGUGUGUCCGCUCCAAACACCUCGCCACCCGCCGUAGACCCCUUUCAGCACCAGCAGCAACAGCAACACCAGCGACAGCAACAGCAACAGCAGCAGCAAGACGCCCUGGUUCGCCGCGAGUUUCGCCUUGCCCGCUCGACACGCCCUCUCCACAGGCGCAUCGAAUCUGUCAGGAAGCGCAAAGCGCAAUGGGAUGCCCAGGAUAUCCCCACCUUUGUCGAAGCCACUCCCAAGCGACGUCGCGUCGGCCAGGAAGAUGCGCCUCCGUCAAUAUCAGACACUCCCGUCUCUACGCCCACCACCCUCAAACGACCCGGCGCAAGCUCCCGGCUGAAGAAGCCCACAGCUGAGACUCUCUUCCAGAGCCCUGCAAAUCCGCCGCCCGAUCGUCUGGCAGACGCCCUGCACCGUUUCGCUUUAGAGGAGGAAGCUCGGGAAGAGGCCCGUAUAAAGCCGAAGGUCACCUCGAUCCCGAAGAAGCCCGUCCAAAGAUACCGACAACGCCACCCCGAGCAGACUCCCGAUGAGCCACAGAGUAUUCACAAAACAGAUGAUGAUGUUGACAUGUUGAGCGAUGACGACGAUUAUGUCUACGAUACAUAUGUUCGCACAAAAGAUCCUGUAGUCCCUGCAAAUGUCGAUUCCGACGAUGCCACCAAUGUCCAAAUCGGCUAUAUCGUCAUCUCCGAAGAAGAUCAACCUCUAUGGGAAACCUAUUUCGAAGAAGAGGCCGAGAGUGACAAAGAGUUCGAGACCGAUGACGAGGACGAGAAUGCCGAAGGCUACUAUGCCGCUGACUAUCCAGAGGAUGAGGUCGCCUCCGAUGACGAGUUCGAUCGAGGCGCUUACGGUUAUCGACAUGGUGGUUCUGAUGAUGAGCAAUGGGCAUCAGACCCCGACGAGUGGAGCGAUGGUGAUGAAGCGAUGCAGAACCCUUGGAAGAAGUUCCCCUGGAUGCGCUCUGCUCAGGCCAACGCCGACGAGCAAGAUGAUGAAGAGCUGUAA